AUGUUCACGACCAAAGCUUUCACGAAAUUUGCCUCUGUGCGUUCCUCGCUGCUUCCAUUACGCUUGUCUCGAGCCAACAGUUCGCAAUCCACCACCAGUGAGCCAGACGUACGGCAGCGUUUGCUGGACCAAGUGAAGCAUGCCAUGAAAGCCAAAGACACGCUUACUUCAACUACACUUCGCUCUGUGCUAUCAGAGGUAUAUGCCGCGGAUAAGACGACUGGGGGAUCCAAAAUUCCCUCUUCGACUAUCAUCUCGAUUCUACGAAAGGCUCACCACCGUCGUACUGAAUCUGCUGCGCAAUUUAUCAAAGCCUCUCGUGAGGACCUUGCUGCGAAGGAAAACCAAGAGGCCGAAGUAUUGAAUGCAUUUUUGCCUCCCCUACUUUCCGAAAGCGACAUUGAUCGUGUGCUAACUGACAUCAUCACUUCGCAAGGACAAAACACGAAACUUCACUCGGGUCAGCUGUUCAAGGCGUUUUACGCCCAGGUUGAUAAGUCGUGUGUUGAUCCCAAUAUGGUCAAAGCUAGAGCAAACGCGCUCUUACAUUAG
Molecule: messenger RNA, 552 nt
Organism: Pleurotus ostreatus (oyster mushroom)
Lineage: Eukaryota; Fungi; Basidiomycota; Agaricomycetes; Agaricales; Pleurotaceae
Exons: 5
Coding region: 1-552 (183 amino acids)
Cellular component (GO): mitochondrion
Molecular function (GO): carbon-nitrogen ligase activity, with glutamine as amido-N-donor
Source: RefSeq, a predicted model, not a curated record